CUGCCGCAGUUUCAUUUCUGCGACAAAAAUCGUUGAAUCGGAAAGCUAUGCUAAAAAUUCAGAGUCAACUUGGAGGCUGUUAGAAAAUAAACUUAAAAUAAUGAUUCAAUUGUAUUUAGAAUACUUUUCUGAGUUAAAUUCCGUCGAUGAAACACUUUUAAAGGUGCCAGUUGAAAGUUACAUACUGCUAGCACUAUGUAAAUAUUUGUAUCCUGUUGAGAUUGAACGACAUGUUCAGAUUAAUUUUGCUCAAUGCAAAACUAAUCGUGAGAGUCAUGGGGCGAUUGUUGUGAAUGUAGGACAGUUUGUAGCUAUUUUCUAUAAAAAUGAAAACUGGCCAAGUCCUGCUACAUAUUGUCAGUUGCCAACAUUAAAAACUAAUGAUUGGAUUAUCUCUGGUUUAUGUGGAAUUUGUCGACGAAUUGCAAAAAGUCACACCGAGUACUCUGAAAAUCCCAAGCAAAUUCUAGGCUUCAAAGGAAAUACACUUUUAGCUCCAGCCGAGAUAUCGAUGUGGACACGAUUUUGCGAAGUUGAUAUAAUAAAGUGCGUUCGUGAAGUACUGCAGCUGGAAAAAUGUUUUUCCCUCACUUUACCGGAGGAUAUAGGUAAAUUGGAAAGCCACCUAUCGCAGCCUCUCAAAGUUCAUAACAUUUACAAACUGAUCAAUAACUUGCAAAACGUAAAAAUAUCCUCCCAACAGGAGUACGACAAAUUGAACGCCAACGCCGAGCGUUUUGAUUUUUAUGCUAAUCACAAGUUCGCUGAGGGUUACGAAAAAACGCUUGCUGACAUAAUCCUAUUUGUUUGUGUAAAUUUAAUACACCGUCGAAUACCGUUGGAAAACCUGAACGAGAAGCUGCCAAAAAUUAUCACUUGGUAUAGACUUGUGGCAUCCGAUGAUAAUGGAGAACUGAGUCAAAUAUGUGAUGACUUAAUUUCAAAUUCGCAACAGCUACAGCCAAACCUUGCGCAACUGGAAGUUAAGCAAGUCGCCGUGAAGGUCCCCGACUGUUACAGUUUGUACAAGUCGGACACGAAAAAGCUGAAUCUUCUGGGUGAACGUGUGCUCACGACUAAUCAAGCGGAGGUAUUAAGCAUUUUGAACAAAAUUGCUGUUUUGAAGAUCGACAUAGGCAGUCUACCAAAUGACCGGAAUGUUAACCUGUUUGACUGGGAGACAGUGCCGCUCAUUGCGAAACCCGAAGGUGGUAAACUUCCUUCGAAGCGCCUGGAACGAAAAAGACAUCAGCUAGAAUGUUUGGCAAAUGAAGUGAUAGCUUUGGCUCGUCCAGGCGACAUCAUCGUUGACUUUUGCUCCGGUACUGGUCAUUUGGGUAUUUUGUUAGCCUUUCUCUUACCCGAUUGCACAAUAUAUCUACUGGAAAACAAGGAAGAAUCACAGCAGCUGGCAAUGGAACGAAUGCAACGUUUAGGUCUAAGCAAUAUCGUUUAUUUCCAGUGUAACUUGAAUUAUUUUACUGCUCGCUUUGAUAUCGGCGUAUCUCUGCACGCAUGUGGAAUCGCCAGUGACAUCGUUUUGGAAAAGUGCCUGCAACAACGCGCGAAAUUCGUGUGUUGUCCGUGUUGUUACGGGAAGUUGAGCGAAUCGGAGGCGAUGCAGUAUCCGAGAAGCGAACUUUUCCAGCAGUCCAGUUUGUUACUCAAAGAGUAUCUGUGCAUUGCUCAUUGCGCUGACCAGACACAUGAUUUAAGCAACAGCAAAACCAAUUUGGAAAAGUCACAUCAAGGUUUCUACUGCAUGGACAUAAUCGAUAAGGACAGAGCCCUGCGUGCCGAGCAGUUCGGCUACAAAGUUUUGCAGAAGCGACUUAAACCAGAAAAUUGUACCAUGAAAAAUAGAAUGCUGAUUGGGAUUUUAUGAUACUACUGAUUGCUUUUUCGAUAAAUAAAUAUUAGUUUAUUUUUUAGUUCG
Molecule: messenger RNA, 1936 nt
Organism: Sabethes cyaneus
Lineage: Eukaryota; Metazoa; Arthropoda; Insecta; Diptera; Culicidae
Product: glutathione S-transferase C-terminal domain-containing protein homolog
Exons: 2
Coding region: 101-1885 (594 amino acids)
Source: RefSeq, a predicted model, not a curated record